AAUAGACACAUUUGUUGAUAGCCAUUAACAGGGGAAAUGGAUCAAUGGAAAGGAAAGGUUGCUAUAGUGACAGGGGCCAGUGCAGGUAUAGGGGCUGCUAUAGCUCAGGCUCUGGUCCAUCAUGGGAUGGUUGUGGUAGGGCUGGCCAGGAGACAGGAGAAGAUGCAGGAAUUAGCCAAAAAACUAUCCGAAGCUAAGGAACCAGGGAAGCUGCAUGCUGUUAAAUGUGAUCUCACGAAGGAAGAAGAUAUUCUCGCCGCUUUCCAGUGGACGGAUAAGGAACUGGGUGGCGCUGACGUUCUUGUAAACAACGCUGGCUUGGCAGUAUUAGGCCAUUUACAAGACGGAAAUACAAAAGAUUGGAGCAACAUGCUCAACCUCAACAUACUUGCCCUCUGUAUAUCGACCAGGGAGUACCUCGAGUCAAUGGAGAGACGGAAGAAUCAACAUGGACAUAUCAUUAACAUUAACAGUGUUGCAGGCCACAUAAUAUUCAGUUCUAGAGGUGGAGUGUAUGCGGGCACAAAACACGCUGUCAAAGCCAUCACCCAGAGUCUUAGGAGAGAGCUGGUCGACAAAAACAGUAAAAUAAAAGUCACCAGUAUCAGUCCUGGGAUAACAAGGACAGAGAUGACGGGGUCAAACUUGGAUCUGCUUCAAGGCAAUGGAUCCUUGGAUCCUUCCUUCCUGGCUAAGGCUGUUGUUGACACUCUCGGCACGUCCGAGGAGACUCAGGUUUGUGAAAUGAUUAUCAACGCCAUGCCCAGCAAGUUUGUGGUCUACUGAGGAGAAAGAACUUGUUAAACUACUCGAGCCAAUAUUAAACAAAGAGCUGAUAAGCUACAUACUGUAGGAAAUCCAAAUAAAACAGUUUUGGAAAUA
This is a messenger RNA of Homalodisca vitripennis (glassy-winged sharpshooter), 882 nucleotides long. Its product is annotated as farnesol dehydrogenase-like. The transcript is spliced from 6 exons. Bases 37 to 786 code for a protein of 249 amino acids. Lineage: Eukaryota; Metazoa; Arthropoda; Insecta; Hemiptera; Cicadellidae. The record is from RefSeq and is a predicted model, not a curated record. Gene Ontology annotation, molecular function: oxidoreductase activity.